Messenger RNA from Plectropomus leopardus (leopard coralgrouper), 1900 nucleotides. RefSeq names its product CD209 antigen-like protein 2. The record is from RefSeq and is a predicted model, not a curated record. Lineage: Eukaryota; Metazoa; Chordata; Actinopteri; Perciformes; Serranidae.
UCCAGACAUGAUUUCAAACGAUGACUGCAGCACUGAUGGAAAAUCAUCACACACAGGAAACAGUGUCAGAGUUGGGUCCAGAAGUCUUCCACUGCAUCAACUGGUUAUCGGCUGUUUAGGACUGCUGAACACUAUUCUGAUGUUAACUGCUGUUGUUAUUGGGAUUUACUGUGGCACAGUCCGUGAGGAAGCCUCUCCACAACAAAUAACAGCACAAGCACUCUUUGCAGAGGUGAAGCAACUUCAGAUAAUGCAGACUGAAGUGACUAAAGCUCAAGAAGAGGCCCAGCAAGCGUUAGAGAAAGAGCUCAGGAGCCAUCACCAACUAAAACUGCAGUUGGAGAAGAACAAAACUGUCAGUGACAGCUUUCAACAGCAGCUUGAAAAACUACAUGUGGAGAAAGCAACACUGAAGUCGAGCACAUCUGAUAUUCGGGAAAGUUGCGGGCGAUGCCAGUCGGGGUGGCUUUUAUUUAACACUUCAUGCUACUUCCAUUCUAUAGCAGCAUCUAAUCCCUUAAAGAACUGGCAUGACAGCAGGGCGGACUGCAUCAGGCGUGGGGCCGAUCUGGCUGUGAUUGAUAGCUUGGAGGAGCAGAUAAAUCUUUUCGAGUACCUACCUAAACUGGAUAAAAGCAUUCGACCAUGGUGGAGUAAGCCAGGGGGCAUUUGGUUUGGCCUUUCGGAUAUUCAUACAGAGCGCACUUGGGUGUGGAUAAAUAAUGUGACUCUACACGAUGGAGGGUACUGGAUACAAGGGGAGCCCAACAACUACGGACAAGCAGGUGAAGACUGUGCAGCAAUUAUGAACAUUAACAACCCAAGGGAAACAUGGUUUGAUGCAAACUGCCAAGGUAAAAAACAAUGGUUGUGUGAAAUGGCCCCCAACUAGCUGUGGAGAGCAUGGUGAUCCCAAUCCAGGCUGAGUUUUUAAUCUACUCAAAUAAGCUGCCUCCAUACUGUCAAACAAGCUUGUAUGUCAACAUGUGAGAAGACCCAGUUAUUUUCAAUAUCAGGAUUAACUGUAAGCAAACAUGUUCCCAACAGAUCCUGCAGCUCAUCUCUCUGGUAUAGUUUCAGAGACCUCAUCAAUGACAUUACUAAUCUUACAGUUAUGCAUGGUUUAGUAGUGAUGCUCUCGACUAACAUAUCAGUGCCUUCAAAUUUAUUUUCAGUUGUCAUAACUUUUUGCUUUGCUGAAGCUCUUUUAAAGUUGUUUUGCUUUUAGUAAUGAUGGAAAAAAGCACUGAGAUCUUUUACUCAAGUAUAAAAACACUCUAUUAAAAGUAAAAAUCAUGUGUUCAAAAUGUUACUCAAGCAAAGGUAAAGAAGUAACAGCAUUAAAAUGUAGAUAAAAUAUAAAAGUGUAAAAGUACUCAUUAUGCAGAAUAACCCUACUCAGAGUGAUAUGUACAUUAAAUCUGAUUUGUUUAUGUAAGCAGCAUUUUAAUGUGACUGUAGGGCUACUUGUUACUGCUGAAUAUACUGCUUUUAGUUUGAUUUAUAAGAAUGCAUCAUACUUUUUAAACUAAUCAAAUGUUUUAGCUGUUAGAUCUAAUUUAAAUUGUAACUAACACUGCCAGAUUAAUGUAGAGCAUUAAAAAGUACACUAUGUCCCUCCUGUAGUGUUGCCAACAAGUCAAAACUUGUGAAAUUGAAAUUGGUGCAAUACCAGCAAACCUAAUGUCAUUCCCAUCAGCCUCAGCUAAACUUUGAAUUUUGUACUAAUAGGUAUAUGCUGCAUGUUUACAUACUAAACUUGGUUGUAAAUUGUUAAUAUUACACCUGUUACACAGCUCCAUGUUAGCACUGUAACUGCAUGCAAGUUUGUAUGCCGAUGUUAGCAUGUAGCUCAAAGCACGAAGCUGCAAGCGUCACUGUAGACUCUUAUUAUGACGUA